AUGCCCUCGUCCAACCCAGAAUCCGAGUUCGGCGCAUCCUUUAUCAAAAACUACAACAAACGCAUUCGCCAACACUUAUCCCAAUCAACCAACUCAUCCCCAAAAUCUUCAUCUCGUCCUAGUCACUCACCAUCACCAUCAACACCACAGUCGCAAUCACAUCAAUCUGAAUCUACAAAACCAAGAUAUAACUAUCUGUACUCCAAAAACAAUCGCGCAAAUAUUCUGAAUGUAGUCUCCCAGAUCAGCGAUAACGUUACUCCCAAUGCCAGAAUUGAGAUUUCGGCGGAAAAGGUGUUGUUGGAUGAGGCCGAAUAUUUGGGGAGGGGUGCGACUAUGGAGGUUUUUGCAGCUGAUAUUCAGGAUUGUCUUCCGACAAAGAAUCUCUCUAGAAGUGGCCGAUUAAAGGGCAGUAAGAAAGUGGCAGUGAAAAGAGUAAGCCGCGAGCAUUUUCCGGUGCGGAAUCAUGCUCUUGCACUUGAAGAGGAUUUUGUGUUUCUCAAGGGGAGGGAUGAGUUUUAUGCUAAGGUUGGCGCAAUGACGCAGGAGAUCAAGAUUCUCGCCAGAGAACCGCUGUACGGGCACAGAAAUAUAGUCCGUCUUCACUCCCUAGCAUGGGACGAAAUGCCUGAUGUAGGCCUCUAUGCGCCCUUGAUGAUAGUCGAACUAGCGUGGUCCCAGGCACCGACUCUGGAAGACUAUUUCCGUAUUCGGCAAGACCAACAAUUCGCUCAAACCCUUGGAGAUGAAGGAGCAGAUUGUUAUAGUCUCAUAGCAGAUAUUGCAGACGGGCUGUCCGUUCUGCAUCACUGCGAAGUAUUACAUUCAGACCUCAAACCGUCUAAUAUUUUACUUUUCCCAGAUGAAAAAGAGAACGGGCUGGUAGCGAAAAUAGGAGACUUUGGCUUCGCGGAUGUUGAUCGCGUACUUAGGCACUCUCUAGACUCCACUGUAAAGCCGGUGGUAGCCGUUUUUAGAGGGCAGACCAGGGAGUGGGCGGCACCGGAGAUGCUGCAGUCUUGCCCGAUAGAGAUUCAACGAUUGGCGAAUACGGUUCCUGUCGCAGGCGAUAUCUACUCGUUUGGACUCUUGAUGGCGUAUAUCAUUUUGAAUGGGAUGAGUCCAAGCCGGUUGGUACAAAGCGGCAGCGUUGCCGUUCAAGCAGAAGAGCUUGAUCGCUUGAAGAUUCAUGAUCUGUUAACAGACAGAAUCGAAAAAGAAAGACGUUGUCACGCUCGAUCCAACGGCGAGACCGGUGUCGCUCUCGGAUGUGAGACAGAAACUUAUGGGAUAGCAUACAGCAACUUCUUUCAAACAACAACGGGGAUCAGCAACCGCGUUCUAGAAUCCUUACCAGCGAACCUCAUGGCCGAGUUACGUGGCCUUGUAGGCGAGGAAGCCGCAUUUUAUGAGCCGGUCGUCCACUCUAUGAGGAGACUGGAUUUGAAGCGUCAACUGGGAAAGCCCAAAACAAAAGAUGACAAAGAGGACUCAAGGUCCCAUUUAGACGAUGACUGGGACAAAUGGAGCUUUGAUACUCUGCGGACAGUUCUAUCCUGGAUUCCGGAUAUCUAUGAACUUGUCAAAUUCAUGGGGGGCUAUCCUUUCAGCGUGCCUCAUGCAGAGUAUGAUUUUCUGCGGACAGAAUACAGGGACAGACCGCUAAUAUUCACGUUGAUCGAUGGUGAUAACGUCCGCGGUGUGCGGAGGCUACUAACGGAAGACGCUUCACAGCUCAAUGCCAGACUCCCCGAUGAUUCUGGAGCGAUUGCACAGGCCACUCCGCUUCAUCAAGCUAUAAUCGGGAGACAUCCUGACAUCGUAAAGAUGUUGUUGCAGGCUGGUGCACAGGUCAAUGCACGGUAUUUCAUUCCAAAUCUGCCUAAUCAACUGCGUGAUUUGUCGCCGCUGGAGUUAGCUGUUGAGCAGUGCCUUAGUCGAGUGACAAAGAACGAUAAGCAGAUCAUAAGGGUACUACUUCUUGCGGGAGCAGACUAUUUGCAUAAUUCUGGAGGAAGAGUGUUCAAAGCAUCGGCAAACAUCGAAAUACUCAAACUUUUCUUUGAAAACGUCCCACCAGAAGAUGCAAGACAUCUUGCCGGCAUCGUUGACAGUGAACGUCAGACUCUACUAUAUUCCGCAGUGACCAGAGCUAGCGUGCCGAUCGUAAAGUAUCUUCUCGAGAAAGGCGUGGACCCUCGUGCGAGGGAUGUCAGGGGCCAAACGGCAUAUUCGCGGCUUCGGUCAGCGUCCAACAUGGGUUCAAGCGGACCAGGAUUACUAAUGCAGGCCUAUAUGAUGGCCAUUUUAAGAAAGCUUCCAACGUCGGAAGAGAUAGAGCAAGUCCUGAAGUCGAUCGAAGAAACCGCGGGGCCCGAGGGUAUGGCCAAUGAUGACUAUAUCUUUACGGCUCAAGAGGUGGAAGACAUGCAAGAGAACUUCAAGGCAUACGGGCCAAUAACCAAGCAAUACUUCGAGUCUGGGAAGUUCCAAGAGAGAAUGAAACUAUUUCUUGGAAUCAUGGACAAUCCGUCAUUUCCUACGGCAUAUUGGCUGUUUGGGUCGGAUAAUGUGACGGUAAUUGAGAUUCUGAAGAAGAAUUUGGAGCAAUGGUAUACCAGACGAAAACAAGGCCUCAUUGGAAAAGACGUUCUUCCUGAUGGAUGGGCAAAUUUCGUCAUAGAGCCAGAGGAAAAUUCACCCGACGGAUUCUGGAAGGUGCUUAUCAAGAAAGAGGAUAUACCCGCGUACGGCGAAUUCAUGAAGACAUCGGCAAUCUCGCUGGCGGAGAGAUUCAUGGAUAACAACGGAUCCUCGAUUCUUGAAAAGCUAAUACCGGCAGUGGACGAGUUGACCACUACACGAGCGUUGGAUAGAAUUUUCGACUCUUUUGGUAUCAUCUUUUUGAGAAUCGUAAUGAUAGCUAUGAAGAAUUUCCAAUUCGGACUUGUCGAUAAGAUCGUUGUCUACCAGCGAGUGAAGCAGAUGUGGAGAGCGUUAGCCCAAUAUGAAGUUCUCGAUCGACUGCAUGACCUUGCCGUAACUCUCGGGAUUGACAGCAGCAUCGACCAGUUCGCACGAGGCAUGCUUGUUGAGGAUAUUGAUGUUGACUUGGCUACUCCUCCAGAGGCAAUUGAGACCCUUCGGUUGGCGCAACGAUAUCCUGACACAACGAUUUUCAUCACCUCCAAGAAUAAUGAUCUCGCGGCCAAGCGACUUUUCCUCUCCGCGUACCAAUUGGUGUUUCUGCUGCUCCCUGCCUUCGCGUUUUUCUACUCCUUGUACAUCGAGUUUCUUUGCUUUCGUGCAAAUAGCUUGGUGGCCUUUCUUCUAGCACGGAUUUGGUGUCCGUGGAUAGACAUCAAAAUGGGUGAACCGCUGAUAUUGGCGCUCCGACCAGGUGCCAUGCAAGUGGACAUUCCAUCGCGGUUACAGCACAUGCGCAAAGAGACCCUAUGGCCAGUAUACCGACUUUCUCUGCGGAGACAUGCUGAAUGUGAGGAACCUAUACCUUGUUUUGCUGCUAUGGGUGAUGCGUAUAGAAAGUGGAUGAAUGGGGGCUUACCAAGGAAGGCGUGGUGUGAUGGAUGGUGGGAGAAGAGCAACGGGGAGUGGGAAAGAGUGAAUGCAAAUGGGAAGCCGACAUGGACAGAGUAUACGGAGGCGACGAAAGAGAUCAAGAGAACGCUCCACGGCAAGGGCUGCGCAGAUGUUUAUUACGAAUUCCUUGAACAGAGAGAGUAUUGGCUCAAUACCCCAGGGCAGCAGCUUCUGUCAUUGCAGGGAGUCUUCGGCGAGAAGCAUGCCGAGUGUCUGGAAAUAUGGCAGAAGCUCUUCUUGCGAGACUCUAGUGCUCGGGCAUGGAUUGGACGGAGUGACACACCAGCGCCAUGGUGGAACCGAUAUGGAAUAAAGAGCUUUGUGGAUGGAGUCUGGUCAACGUGGGAUAUGGGGUUGUUGGACGAGAAGGGAUAUUAG
Messenger RNA from Talaromyces amestolkiae, 3978 nucleotides. RefSeq lists its product as uncharacterized. Bases 1 to 3978 code for a protein of 1325 amino acids. The transcript is spliced from 9 exons. Gene Ontology annotation, biological process: protein phosphorylation. Gene Ontology annotation, molecular function: protein kinase activity; protein binding; ATP binding. The record is from RefSeq and is a predicted model, not a curated record. NCBI's taxonomy places the organism in Eukaryota, Fungi, Ascomycota, Eurotiomycetes, Eurotiales, Trichocomaceae.